Seminavis robusta is the source of this 6290-nucleotide messenger RNA. The record is from the annotation of a GenBank genome assembly. Lineage: Eukaryota; Bacillariophyta; Bacillariophyceae; Naviculales; Naviculaceae.
AGUUCUCGCUUGUUGAUCUCUUUACCGGUAGUCUACUUUGCUGUUUUGUUUCUAGAUUCCUUUGCGAUUGCUGUUGAGUGCAGGAAAAGUUUGUUUCUGGGACAAAACUAAUGCUCCAGAUUUUUGGUAGAGAUACAACAGUAUUUAUGUCAUCAUCUCUCUCUCUCUAAAAGCAACUUGCAACUGGCUCGUGUUUUGCCUUCAAGUUUUGCUGGUACAUCCUUCUGGGUAAACAUCUGCUCUUAUCCAGGGACACAAGGAUAAAAUAAUGGCAUGUGUGUAAUAGGCCGCUCUGUCGAUGAUUCCAUUGCUCAAGAUACCCACCGUCCCAGAGCCUUGUUUGCUGUUUACUCGGCUAAAUACUUUGUCAUCGGCAUGUCCCAAUUCCAAUCCCUGCUUCACCAGAUCUGUAACAGGAGGAGGAAUGGGAAAGGAAGCAGUCUUGGCCAAGCCCCAGACGAGUUUGUCGGCUUGGUCAUUGGAAAGGGUAGACAUCAUGUUGGAAGCACCCAACAAGUCGACAACUAUCUUUUCUCUUUUUCCAUAGCAGCUCAUCCAGGCCAUACACCAAAGAAUGGAUUUGUCUUGGGACCAUUCUAGGCCUCCUUCCAGCCCAAACGCAAAAUGAGGAGGUUUCUGGAACUUGGUCUCAUAGUUUUUAUAGGCUCCCAGGGCUCGGUUUUUGGCUCCCAGCUGCGUUUCUUCGUCACCCAUGGGCUGGGCUGCCACACCAGAUUCCACGUUGAAGGAUUCCACCUCCAAUUUUACGUUUGGUGGAUUGUUUUGGUCCUGGGAUGCUGUCUGGAUCACUUGGUUCAAGGCGUCCACUACGGAUUGUACUUUGCAUGGAUUGCCCGAACCCACAGCAAUACGCAGCACUAUCUCCUCGCCAGAGGCUUCUCCAGUAGUCGCGGCCAUGGUUAUUCCUCUUGUUUUAUCACUCAAAGUAGAGUUAUCCCCGUUGUAAUUGCAUUUAUUUGCAUCAGUGGUGUGGUCCUCUUGUCCUCUUUCAUCGGGAUGUUCCACCAUUGUCAUUGGGGAGGUCUGGAUUUGAUUUCGGAAGAUCCGAAAUUUAACCCUAGCCUUACUGCUGAAAUCUCAUCGCGACAGACCAACAAACCAAACACUCCAAAAGCCAACCAAACAACUAUUUAGGUUGCCGAUCUUGUUGUUGUCGGCAAUGAUAGAAGUUCCUAUCGUUUUUCCCUCUCAGGGCUCUGCGCCGCAGCGCUAUGUUGUGGACGACGCGAACAAGGUCGUUCAACGGCUGGAAGAAAGUAGCAAGAAAAAGCCAUCGGCAUCCGAAGCUUGGGUCGAUGGCAGCAGUUAUGGCCUCCUGUGUGGCUCCUCCAGCAUGUCACCGCUGACAUUUUCCAGCGGUGCUACGGCCAUUCUCACCACCUCUACCUUGAUGGAAGAUCCUGGAAUCUUGGUGGUCGCUCUGGCAGGCUCUGACAGCCAAAAGUCACCCGUAACGGUAGAAUUGGAUCUCCAGUCUGCCAUGAGCAAGGACUUUGGACACACCGUCAAAGUCCAGGCAUUUGUCCAAAUGCUUCGAAAUGGCAUGGAAUGCGUUCGCUUGGUCCUGGUGUCCAACAAUGCCGUGGUAGUGACGUUGCGAUUGCAUCCGGAAAGUUUGGAGACAGACUCCGAUUUGGAGGUGUUGAAGAUCAAGGAGAUUUCCAGCGAACAGGCUGCUGGAUCUACGCUCACCAGCACCAUGGUUGGAUUCGCUUCCCCUUUUGUCAUUGUGAUUGCUCUCAGUCCAUUGCUCAUGAGCAUUAAUCUGCAUACUCAAAAAUGCGAAGAGUGGAGAGAAAGUCAGUGCAAAGAAGACAUGAAAGCGAGGCAAUCCACCUACUCCAGCUUAAAGUCGACAGCCGCCAACAUGGUCUUUGGAAGGCCAGACGACGGUGUGGUCGAUAUGCGACCAACCUCGGCUCUCUGCAUUUCUUCUUCGGCAAAUAUGGAGGCUGACCCGACGUUUGUGUUCACGCUGCACUCGGACGGAACCAUUCGGAGGUGGACCGUCACGGACCAGUCCUUAUUUCCACUAGAAGUCUACCCAAUUUCCAUUAGAAGCUUGCCAGACAAUAAAAGCUGGUCGGAUGUGCAUAACGCUGUCUAUCUGUCAGCACGAUUGUACAAACAUAUUUACGUUCUGGCGGCUCACAUCCAGACCGACUCUCCCAACGACGAUCCUUCCAAUCCGUCGUCCAAUGAUCAUGUGGUUGUCGCCUCUGGCUAUCAAGACUGCCGUGAUAUGUCACCAGAGAUUUCCUCUCAAGUGCUGGAAGUACCCAGUAGAGCCACAGGGCUCAUUGGAAUGGACUUUGCUCCGGGAAAGAGAGCAGCGCUGCUGGCAAUGUUCCGAUCCUCCGCGGACGACAACCAUGCCGGAACGACCAUUGCCGUCCGAUAUCCUCCCAGUGUCGUUUCCAUCGUCGAAAACAAACCAUACGUAUAUCCCGUCGAAGAUUUUCUGGACGGUGUGGCGCAAAUGGAACGGGCCCGCAUGGAUGCUCUUGGUGCCGAUGAUGAAUUGGAGGGGACUUCCGCACUGUCAUUGGAAGACGAACUGCACGAAAUUGACGCCCGAUUCAUGAAACAUCUUUUCCGUCCAGCCCAUCCUCGGGGUAUUGGUUCCAUGACGGCGCCGGCAGAUCGGCAUAUCCGUACUGCCAUCAGCAAAGUUCUAUACGGGCGAAUGAGAUACAUUAGAACCGAGGGGAUGUCCAUUGAACUCGAGACGCUCCGGGCAAUGCAGGAUUGGUGCUCCACAGAGAACCGAAAACUAAUGGCGUUGACUCCCCGCAAAAAGUCACCCGGCAAAGAGGCUGCUACAGGCGAACCAGCGCCAAAAAUGUCUGCAACAUCUGUGUACGACAGCUACGUUGCUGCUUCGGAAGCUGGCGCGGGCGAUGAGAUGGAAACGGAAGAUUUGGACUCUGUGGUAGAUUCCACUGACGGGGAACGAAUUCGCCUCUUGGGAAUGCAUGCUAGUCGCUGGAGACGACUCUUGGCUGCGAUUUGGGAAGAAGAACAGUCUGUGCGUUUACCCCUGGGACUGUACCUUCUCCCAAGCUCGAUCGGGGAGCUGCCGGAUAGUGCAGUCAUAGUUCGAGCGGGUUUCACUUCCAUUGUCGUGGGCGAUUCUCCCGGCAACGCACCGCCCGGUGCGCUGACUGAGUUGGACGAAGCUGCGCUCAAACUGAUCAAGUUGAUCGAAUCUAACCCCGACACGCACCGUCAGAUCCUGUCUAUAGAGCGACGCAUUUGGCGCAACAUUGCUACGCCGCAAGCAGAUGACAUGGAACCAUCUGAUUUUGCAGAGGAAUUCUCGAGAGUCGUCGACAUUGCUUUUGACCUAUCACGAGGAGCCCUGUUUUCCGUUCAGGAGCAAAAGCGAUUGGGGCAAUCGCUCGAGGCAGCAUCUUUGGACAGCUUGUUGCAGGCGUUGCAGCAAGUAAAAGGAAAAGGCAUCAUGAACGAGAGCAGGGGCUCAGAUGAUUUUUGCAACCAUGCAACAGUUGGCUCCCAGUUUGCCAACAGUCAUUUGCGACAAGCUGUCAAUUCAUUCUCCGCGAGAUGUAUCGACUCGAGCCGCCGAUUGCUUCUGGCCCGUUACUUGCUCAUUUUGCAUCUGGUUCGGUCAAGCCAGUUAUCCACGGCGAGUUUCCAUCUGUACGUGAGAUCUUUAGCAGUUGGAUGGGUUGGAGCACAACGAGUGGCAACACCCUCGUCCACCAAGUCAACACCAAGCCUCUUCCGAAGAACACAGAGACCCAAGCUUCGCCAGGGAGCUACUACGAGUGCGAUGGAUGCCUUGCUGAGCUCGAUUCCUCGCCCAGCUUUGGUCUGGGAGUGUCCCACUCGUCUCGUCGUUUCCUUGAGUCAAGAGAUCCACGGCCGUUCCUUCAAACCCGUCUUGAUGCAAACACAAAAUCUCGGGGAAACCAACGGAAGUAUCCUUCCAGAGCUGUCGGCUUUGCCAGGUUCUUCCAACCAUGGCACGGUAACUGACUACCCGAACCUUGCUCUCAGGCUCAUGUCUCCCAUAGUGGCAUUAUCGUCGAGGAUGGAGACUCCAAACGUUGCAAACCUUAGAAAAGAGACCCUGGCUCAGUGCAUUCUAAUGCAUGUAGACUCAGAUCGGCAACGCAUGACGGCGGAGGAAAAGUCGGCAAUGCGCGUCAAGGCAUGUGAGCUGCUUGCCAUGACCUCCUCUGGUGCGGGCAGUCCCAGGCAGGUGAAGGCAGCUCUGGAGAUACUUCAGCAGUCUUCACAAUCCAUGUCAGAGCUACAAGAGCAAGAAAAGAUCUCUCUUGCCCAAGAGCUACAGCGUCUGGUUUAUGAUACUCGUGGAGAAAUCAGGAACGAAGUGAUACGCCUCGCAAACUUGGAUACUGUCAAAACCCUGUUCGUUUGCCUCGUACGGCACAUGGACGAGAGAAGUGAAGCUGCUGUGAAGCUUUUGUUGCCCAAGUUCAUGUUUCUGUCUUCACUAAUGAGACGGGUGGACAUUUUGCAAGACCAUGUCUCUCCGAACAAAGAAGCGAAUGUUUUGAUUCUUUCAUUCAUCAAAGGUGCCAUUGCGGAUUUACACGAUAUUUUCCCGCCAGAGUUCAGUGUGGGUAUGCCCGAAAACCAAAGCCUUUACAACAGGUUGUUUCACGUGGCUGUGUCAGCGGGCGAAUGGAGCCAAGCGUUUGAUGCUUGUGUAAACAACCCAGCUUCCAAUCGAAGGAUUGAAAGCUUUAAGACGCUAGUCAGCAGCAUGGCUGACGCAGGAGCUAUGGGGGAGAUGCUGGACAAAUUCUCCCUUUUGACAACCCCAACACCUCAAUCACAGCCUUUGGACCUGUACGACAUUGCUGUCGAUACUCUCGAAGAACAGUGCUCCCAAGACUUGUAUUCUGUUCGAGCGAACUCUCUUGACCCGUCCAUUGCGGCACCUGAUCAUGCAGGUGCUUUGUAUGCUCUUCACGUCUCCCGGGGUGAAUGGCGGAAAGCCGCCCAAGCACUUGACCUCCGAUUUACGAAUGCUUUGCGUUCUUUGGGGAGGCCAUCUGGUGAUCGAGGGCAGGCUUCGAACUUUGUUGUCGCACGGGAGAAAUUGAUUGUGGAAGAUGUAGUGUUGGCAUCGACAGCUGCCGCAAACGUGUUGAGUCUUGUCGAAGAAACUGCGGCACAAUUCCUAAUCUCGGGGGACAAGACGGGAAGCAACAGCCGAAUAGAUCAGUUCGUGACGUGUACAGAUUUGCUGUGUCGGGCCGUUUGGAGUUUGAUCUUUCGAAAGCUUGCCGAGGACAGAUCUACAGAUUUGUCUGAAUGGUGCUUGUCGCCAUCUGGCGUCGUGUCUCCGUUUGUCGACAGGGCCGCCAUUGACUUGAUAUCGGAGGGUGGGUAUUUCCUGUGUCACCUGUUGCUUGCUAUUGCCGUGAGCAAGACAAGCGCUUCGCCUUCUUUGCCCAAAGUCUUGUUCGAAGAGACACUGGACCAAUUGCUGGAUAGGGUCUUCCCUCAGUCUUCCGAGCACGUGCCAAAGAGCAGACCCUCUCUUUCUCAACUUCGCUACAUGCUGAGUAGCCUUUCGAUUUCGCCAGCUGGGACGCCGUUUGUGAGCACCAGUCGUAUCAUGAAACGUCCACAGCGAAUCCAAGCCGCUGGGACUGCCGCAAGUUCCGCCUUGUUACAGAAACUGACAUAUCUUCAAACCGACGCUGAUCAUCCGUACGGGCUGCAUGUUGCCCAACGCUUCCUCGACAAGGGCUGCCUUCCUCCAGACUGGCUGGAAGGCUUGUUGAUCAGCGGCACAGCUCUAUUUCCGGGGGAUCCGUCGGCCCUCCUAUCGCUCUAUCUUCGCAGGGGAAUGGUUCUAGAGGCAUGCUCGGUCGCCUGUGCCAUGCUCGAUUCGCAAAAAGAAAAGGCUGCCACGCAAGGCACAGGGCUUCCCGAGAAGGGGGAUAUUUACUUCCUCCCCCACAAGAAGAUCGACAUUCUCUGGAACCUCCUCGAAAUAGCACUGCGCAAAGAGGGAAUCGAUCCCAGCACAAAGAGCAAAGUCAUCCAAGGACAACAGACACUUUGCAAAGGGUUGGAAGAGCACUUUGAGAGGAUCCAAAGAAGCGAAUUGGGACUUCGCAGUAUGCGUACUUUGAAUUCGCCUGGCUUUUUCUAACCGAACUGUUUAGAGAGAGAAAAUGGUUUGAAUAGCAAUUCCAUGCUGGCCGUUGUUCCUAACCGGUGUAGUCAAUUACUUGCUAGUAAGCCAAACAAUCAAUACUUGU